Petromyzon marinus (sea lamprey) is the source of this 11668-nucleotide messenger RNA. Lineage: Eukaryota; Metazoa; Chordata; Hyperoartia; Petromyzontiformes; Petromyzontidae. The record is from RefSeq and is a predicted model, not a curated record.
AGCCACCACCACCACCACCCAGCGGACGGCGUCGUGCGAGCCUCUCUCAUUCAGGGCUGAGCGGUGGUGCUUGUCGGGGGAGCGGGCGAUGACUGCCCAAGGUUAAGCGGAGGUGGAGGGUGCCCGAGGGCAGCCGGGGGCAGCCGCGCCUUGCGCACAACGCAGGGACUCGCCUGUACCGGGUAGGCAGGACAAACUCUUGUUGUUUCAAACGGGGAGCGGCUGUUACAGAUUCAAAUUCCAUACCCACCACCAGCCCGGCCCGCCUCUCACCACCACCACCACCGCCGCUGCCGCCGCCUUCCUUUCGUCUUCUCGAGUUCGUUUAGUGCCACACUCGGCCAGUCGUCAAACUCUCUCCGUUGUUGGAAGUGGGUUCCAACAAUCCGAGGAGGAGAAGGAGGUGGUGGUGGUGUGGGGGGGGGGGGGGGCCCCGCUUCUCUGCGGAGUUUCCCGUGAACGAGGUGAAGAGUCGCCCCCCGCGUGCUGGUCGAUUGCCCAAGGACCGAUGAUCGGGGACCCAAGGAGCCAGCCCUGGGCGAGGUGAUGGUUCCACCGCUCCCGUCGACAUAGCGACGCCGCAGCUGGGAAGCGGGGGUGCGGGGAGGCAGCGCUCGCGCGUCCCGGCCGCACGAUGGGGGACGUCGCCGGCGAGAAGAACAGCGGAGCGUGCCUGCUCUUCGACCGCUUCGUGCAGGCGGGCACCUGCAAGGGCACGCUGCGUGCCUACCAGGACCUGUGCGAGCUCGUGGACCUCAAGCCCAGUGACUUCAGGACCUUCUACCCCAAGCUCAAGUCAAAGCUCAAUUACUGGAAGGCCAAGGGCCUGUGGAGCAAGAUCGACAAGCGGGCCGCGCACAAGGACUACAAGAAGGGCAAGCAGUGCAGCAAUGUGAAGUGUCUGAUAAUCGGCGCUGGGCCUUGUGGCCUGCGCUCGGCCAUCGAGCUGGCCUUGCUGGGGGCCAAGGUGGUGGUCGUUGAGAAGCGAGAUGCCUUCUCCCGCAACAACGUGCUGCAUCUGUGGCCCUACACCAUCCACGACCUCAAGGCUCUCGGCGCCAAGAAGUUCCACGGCAAAUUUUGCGCCGGUGCCAUCGAUCACAUCAGCAUUCGCCAGCUGCAGCUCAUCCUGCUGAAAGUUUCCCUCCUCCUGGGUGUGGAAAUUCACGUCAAUGUGGAGUUCAAGGGCAUUAUGGAGCCACCUGAGGACCAGGAGAAUGAUCGGAUCGGAUGGAGGGCAGAGGUCGUUCCCAACACACAUCCCGUCGCUGAGUACGAGUUUGACGUCAUCAUUGGGGCUGACGGACAUCGCAAUACGUUGCAAGGCUUCCGGAGGAAGGAGUUCCGGGGGAAGCUGGCAAUCGCCAUCACGGCAAACUUCAUCAACCGCAACACGACAGCCGAGGCGAAGGUAGAGGAGCUCAGCGGCGUCGCCUUCAUCUUCAAACCGAAGUUCUUCACUGACCUCAGGGCCUCCAAGGGUAUUGACUUGGAGAACAUUGUGUACUAUAAGGAUGACACGCACUACUUUGUCAUGACGGCCAAGAAGCAGAGCCUCCUGGAGAAGGGAGUCAUCUUACAGGACUACCCCGACACGGAGAUGCUGCUGUCCCGGGAGAACGUCGACCAGGAGGCGCUGCAGGAGUACGCGCGCGGCGCCGCCGACUUCUCCACCAACCACCAGCUGCCCUCGCUCGACUUUGCCAUCAACCACUACGGGCAGCCCGAUGUCGCCAUGUUCGACUUCACGUGCAUGUACGCGUCGGAGAACGCGGCCCUCGUGCGCGAGCGUCACGGCCACCGGCUGCUCGUCGCCCUCGUCGGUGACAGCCUGCUGGAGCCUUUCUGGCCGAUGGGCACCGGCUGUGCCCGAGGGUUUCUUGCUGCAUUCGAUUCCGCCUGGAUGAUCCGAAGUUGGGCCCAGGGCACCCCACCACUGGAGGUUUUAGCUGAAAGAGAAAGCAUUUAUCGCCUCUUGCCUCAAACAACGCCUGAGAACAUAAACAAGAACUUCAGCCAGUACAGCAUCGAUCCCACCACGCGCUACCCCAACGUCAACCUGAACUUCCUGCGAGCCAGCCAGGUGCGGCACCUGUACGACACGGGCGAGGCGCGGGAGACCGCUAUGGACGUGGAAAGUGCGCUGGGGGCCGAUUCUCGGCUCACGAGGCAUGACUCGAUCAUGCGCUCCAGCAAGCUGCUCAGCUGGUGCCAGCGGCAGACCGAGGGCUACCGCGGGGUGCGCGUCGUCGACUUCACCGGCUCGUGGAAGAGCGGCCUGGCCCUCUGCGCCAUCAUCCACCGCUACCGGCCCGACCUCAUUGACUUUGACUCCCUGGAUGAGCGCAACGUCGCUGGGAACAACCAGCUGGCUUUCGACGUGGCGGAGCGUGAGUUCGGCAUCUCCCCCAUCAUCACGGGGCAGGAGGUGGCGGGUGUGGCCGACCCUGACAAGCUCAGCAUGGUCAUGUACCUCUCACAGUUCUACGAGAUGUUCCGUGACACGCUACCGCCCGCUGAGUACAACAAGCUCAUGGGUGAGGAUGACAGGUCGGCGGCGCUGCUCUCCACCAAGUCUCCCAUCUCCUUCCUGAGCAAGCUGGGCCAGACAAUCUCCCGCAAGCGCACACCACGGGACAAGAAGGAGAAGGAGGUUGAUGGGCUCGGCAAACGACGCAGAACGGGACAAAAGGCGUCCGAUGAGGAGGAGAUGCAGGCCAGGCGGGAGGACCGGUGGGGGAUUGGCAACGGAGAGAGACGUGCCGACGCGGUGUCCGGAAAUCAGAACAAAGUCAAGUCCAUGGCCAACCAGCUCCUGGCCAAGUUUGAGGAGAAUGCUCCACUGCAGUCAAACCUCAAGCGACAGAGCAUAAUGCUGCCCUACAUGGAGCGCGUAGCUCAGCCUCCUUCCACUCGGCCCAAGGAGCUAUCUCGGGCAAACUCUCUGCCUGUGUGCCAUCAGGGCUCCCUGCGGAAAGAGUUUCCCCAGAAUCUGGGUGGUAGCGACACGUGCUACUUCUGCGGGCGGCGAGUCUACGUGAUGGAGCGUCUGAGCGCCGAGGGCAAGUUCUUCCACCGCGGCUGCUUCAAGUGCAACUACUGCGAUGUCACAUUACGCCUGGGAGCAUUCGCAUUCGACGUGGAAGACGGAAAAUUUUACUGCAAGCCUCACUACUGCUACCGCCUGUCAGGGUUCAUGCAGAGGAAAAUGCAGCGCAAUGAGAUGGCCCUUGACGCGGAGGUUGGAAACGAGGAGGAGAAGCCUCCGACGCGGUCACCCUCCUCCUUGCAGCCAGCGCCGUCCUCGCCGCUCCGUGAGCCGGUCCCCGGCUCCCCAAACCGAGACGCCCUUCUCCUCUCCGGCUCCGCCGCAGCACUCGCCAGCCUUCCCGGCGCGGGCACCGCAGGCGCAUCGCCGCUCCAGCCAGCGGGCGAAGCAGCAGCAGCAGCAGCGGCAGCAGCGGCGGCAACGGCAGCAUUGGAGGAGGACGGCGCCGCUGGCGGUAGUAGCAGCAGCGGCGGUGGCGGCGUGUCCAAGCGCACGUGGGUGACGCCCGAGCGCAUCGAGCUGGAGAGCGGGCGACUGUCGGCACGGCUCGUGGAGCUGGUGGAGGUGCCCGAGGAGACGCUGGCACAGCACAACCUGAGCGGGACGCUGGAGCGCUACGCCGACAUGGGUUUGGGCCUCGGGGACGAGGAGAGCAGCUCCGAUUCAGACCUGUCGGAGGUAGAGCCGGACUGCGAAGAUGUCGAUGACGUGCCGCUGGGAGCGUCCGCCGGCCCAGCCCGCGGCUCGGCGUGGAGUAGCCCCCCACGGCUGGACCGCACCCCCUCUCCUGAGCCCCUCGAGUGGAAGGCGAAUCCCUUGGUUGACGUCCACGUGGCGCCAUCAGAUGAGGCGGCCGGCCCGUGGGGUGGCGGGUUCCCGACGGCGGCCGCCUCUGCCACCGCCGCCGGUUUCAGCGACGAUCGAUGGAGGGAGAUGACGAAACAAGGCCCCACCUCCCCGACCGCCGGCACAUGGGCCGAUGAGGCACGGGAGAGAGCGGUGCCACCGGCUGCCUCGGUGGAGAACGAUGUCGCGAAGCCUCCCUCAGAGGCGAAUGGCACAGCAGUGGCUGGGGGUUCCGCGGAACCAAAGCCCAAUGGUGGAGCCUUGGAGCCCGCAAACUCGAGAGAGAGGUGUCUGCGGUUGAGUGUGGAGACAGAGGAUCAGGAGGAGGAGGAAGAAGAGGUGGAGGAGGAUUUUAGCGACGAUGAUUCUGGGUCGGACCUGGGCGGCAUGCCGUGGAAGGAGGCCGUGAAGCGGCACGAGAUCCUGCGGGGACGCACAGCGGAGGAGGCGGAGCGCGAGGCCCAGCGGCUCGCCGAGGAGGAGGCACGAAAUCUGGCCGAGGCCGGGGAGGCGAUUGCGCUGGGGCUGGUGGACGGUUACGAGGACGGAGAUGAGGAGUACGACGACGAUGACGACGACGAGGAGGAAGAGGAAGGAGAUGAGGACGAAUCGAGCGACGAGGGAGAGUAUUACCCCUGGGAGAGGGAGUUGCAAUCCGGCCGGUGGUGGUGUCUGCAGGGCCCUGAGCGUGACCUAACCAGUGCAGUUUCCCGACUGAAGCUAAGGGAUAAGGCGAAGGCGACAGCAGUGCUAGACGUUCAGGCACCUUUGUCCGCAAUGCCGCCCAUCGCGGGGUCCUUGCAGACAUCGCCCACUGCCGCCACCGUGGCAGAAGAGAUGACGUCUUCACGGAACCACGCGGUCAUGGCAUGGUUGCGGGCGACCAACGGAGCGGAAACGGCAACGGCGGCAACGGCGGCGGCGGCAACGGCGGCGGCAACGGCGGCGGCGGCAAUGGCGGGUGCUGCUGGUGCGUCCACCAGUAAAGCGGCCGAGGAACCACGGUCCGCUUCGCCGUCGCCUGGAAGUGACCUUCGCUCCGGGGGUCAGGCCGCACCCUGGACAAAACACGCGGGCGCCAGCGCACCUGUGAACGACUCGAUGUCGCCGCCGCCGCCGCCCUUGCCGCAAUCUCAGUCAGCAGAGCCCCAAAGUGAGGAUGCCGAGAGUCCUCACACCCCGGUGCCCGGUCCUCACGAGGAAAAGGCGACGUUCGGGGGCAAUGCCCACGGACGCCGAUUCCAGGGAGAUGAUAUCUUGGCUCGAGGAACAGCUACGCCAGCCUUGCCACAUCUGAAUGGAUUACCUUCCGUGUGGGCUGAGCUCCCACUGAAUAUUCCAUCCUCUAAAACAGACCAAGCACAGAGCCUCGGCAGAAAGUUACAGUGCCCAGACUUGGCGAAGGGUCCUCCGCUCACCUUGCCACUGCUGCCCGUGAGCACCCAGCCCAAAGCAGACAGCGGCUCAAACUGUCUGCCCUCCAAGCCUCUCUUCGCUCCAUCCCCACCCCCUGUCUCUUCGCCAAAUGCGACGUCCGCCGCAGCCUCCAAAGGUCACGAAGCGUCACCCAGAGCUUUCUUCAGCCACUCUCCACUCGGGCCUCCCCCAUCAAAGUACGAGUUUCUGCCCUGGGGUCUGGAGAAUCCUUCUUCGGUAAUCCCACCUCUUCCACCUCAGCCUCCCACGUCUUCCUUCCAGGCACCUUGGUUGUUGGAUGCCAACAAGUCUCCCUUGGCACCGGCAAAGGAGCCGGCGUCGACUGGGGUGGCGGCGCAGCCUCAUUCGCCUUUGGGUUUGGCGACUGUGCAGUCGCCGGCAACUUCUCACGCAGCUCAGACAACGCCAUCGCUCUCCAAGCCUUUAUUCUAUCAGUUGCCACUGCCGUCGUCGCUGUCUCCGAUCCCUUCCACGCAGUCUCCCACUGUCGUCCUUGGGCUGUCGCAGGUGUCCUUGAUAUCUCCCAAGUCUUUUGCAGACCAAGCCUCCCCACGGUCUCUGCAGUCGCCCAAUGGGAAUCUGGAGCUGCCUCGGAUGACCGCGGCUUCACCAGCCGCUACCAAACCCCAGCUCAGCACCGUAUCACCGUCGGCUUAUUUUACGCCAUCCUCCAGGCCAAUUCCAUCCCCGAGGACUCAGCUGUCUCCUGGUUUGGUGUCAGGUUUACCCCAGGUUCCCAUCGUCACCCCAAGGUCAUUCAUGCAGAGAGCUGGUGUGUCGUGGGAGCAGCCCAGCAACACUCAGAAAACCGUGACAGCCACCGAAAGAAAUGAAGAGCCAGAGUCUGAGAUGAAGCACGCGAAGGACAUUUUGGCCGGUGAUGCAGGCGGCGUUUUCUGUUCGACGGCAGCCGAGGAAAAGGACACCAUCGACCGGCACCGGUUGGAAGCUGAGCUGAGCUGGGCACGGUUCGGCAUUGGUGGGCAGGAGAGGCGACAGUCUCCCACCGCGUCCGACUCGAGUGGUACAAUCUCCACACCCGAGUCAGCGCGUGCCCGCUCGCCCGUGCCAAGAGCAGAGCCAGGCGCUGGGAGUAGCACCGUGGAGCCCCGACCGGAAAACCAGAUGUCGACCCCCGCACGCCCAGUGGCCAAGUCGGCCGCGGCGAGCAAAGCCGACUGGCUGAACACACCGAGUAGUUUACCUGCGAGCGAUUCACUUUCUUCCGCCUUGUCACGGAACCAUGUCGCCAAAACCGUGGGCAACGGGGAGGAGCUCAACCACGUCGAUAUCCUGCACCCUGAGGAUGUGAGCGUGUGUUUGGUGGAAGAUGUCCACCCCGGGGCGGAGGGGGAAGACGACCCGAACACAUCCACGUCCCUCUUGCUGACUCCGCCCUCAAGUCCUCCGCCGCCCCCGCCCCCCAAUGAGGAGCCGGCGUCGCUCUUCGUGUACCGGCCUCACACGACGCCACCGCGGGCACGCCCGCUCUCCCUGGAUGCACACCUCACCCCCAAGAGGUCCGCACCUUCGCGUCUCCAGGACGCCCUACGGCAGAAGUCCCUGGAGGAGAGUAUCGACGAGAUCCCCUUCGCGGACGAGGAGGAGGAUGGCGACGACGACGAGGGCGGUUCCUGCACAGACUUCCGGUCGCCGGGCUCAAGCGUGUUUUUGGACGAGUCGUUCCACACGCCGCCCACAAGCCGCCCGGCAGGCAGGACGAGGCCCGCGUUUGACCGUGACAGCAGCUCGCGCAAGACCACGCCCUGCUCCAAGAUCUCUCCUGAGGCCAAGGAGGUGGCAGAGAGCAGGCUGCGGGAGCGCGAGCGGGUGGUGAAGAGCAGCGUGCUGCGUGACGUGAUGGUGCAGCAACGUGAGAAGCUCAAGGACCAGCUCGCAGUAGAGGCCUCGUUCUUCAGCAGCCCCGCAUACGCCCCCCACAGCAAGAAGCCCUCGACAUCAGCGGCGGAGGCGGCGAAACCGCCAUCCCUUUUGCCGAGCGACCGCCACUUGGACAGCGAGCCGGCGCGACGAAAGCACGAUUCGGCGAAGGCCUCCAAGUCCGUGAAGCUUAGUGAUGGCGACGCUCUGAAGGGAGAGUCUCAGGUGGACGAUCUGUCCCUGAGGCCCAAGAAGAAAAUCCCAGCGAAGGACCUGAGCAGCGAGACGUCGCACACGUCUAGCGAGGACGUGGCGGGCAAGAGCAAGAAGCGCGCCUCGCUUUUCUCGCCGAGGAAAAACAAGAAGGACAAGGCGGCCAAGAUGGAGAGCCAGCGCGCGGCGGACGCGGCCGCCCUUGCGAACGAGAGCAACGCGAGCGUCGUGAAAUCUCGCUCGCCGCUCUGGAAGGUGUUCUCGCACGGAUACAGGAAGGAGCGCAGGAAGGAGAAGGAGCUGGAGGAGAGGACGAGGUCAAGCACCGCGUCCAGCGUGGGCACGGUGGACUCAGCCACGGAGCAGCCAAUCAUCACAGCCACUCCCAAGCCAAUGGCGCUGCACCCCGUGCUGGCCAUGCGGAGGCAAGCCAGCCAGACAGAGGACGACUCGGAGCUGUCGAGCGAAGAGGUGCUCAACGACCCAUCCUGCCAGCGUGGGCGACGGCGCGAGACCCGCGAUAUUUUUGACCGCGUUCAGCCCCUGCUAAGAGAAGGGCAGUUACAGAAGCCGUACACGGAGGAGGAGCUGAAUGAGAAGCUGACGCGCAGGGUGCAGCGUGCCGCGCGCAAGCAGGCCAAGCAGGAGGAACUCAAACGGCUGCACCGUGCACAGAUCAUCCAGCGGCAGCUGGAGGAGGUGGAGGAGAAACAGCGAGCCCUGGAGGAGCGCGGCGUGGCCGUGGAGAAGGCCCUGCGUGGGGAGGCAGACUACUGGGGAGACACUAGUAACACUGUAGAUAUCUACGGAUUACAGCUGGUUGUCGAGUCAAUAGCUGGACCCCCACAACGGCGCGCUCUUUCCUUCUGUCCUUGCUGUUCUCCGAAACGAGGAGGACUCGGGAAGAAAGACGACCCGCGCCUCAUGCAGGAGUGGUUCAAGCUGGUGCAGGAGAAGAACGCCAUGGUUCGCUACGAGUCCGAGCUCAUGAUCUUUGCCCGAGAGCUGGAGCUUGAGGAUCGACAAAGUCGCUUGCAGCAGGACCUGCGUGAACGGAUGGCUGUCGAUGACGCGCAGAAGAGCGAGGCGGAGCUGUCGGAGGAGAAGCGGAUCCUGAGCGAGAUGCUGGACGUGGUGGAGCAGCGCGACUCGCUCGUGGCGCUGCUGGAGGAGCAACGACUACGCGAGCGCGAGGAGGACCGUGACAUCGAGGCCAUCAUGCUGUCGCGCGGCUACACCUUCAACUGGACGUGAGCGCCGCUGGCCCGCACGGCCCCCUCCGCUCCCGGCCGCUGCAUCGAGGGCGGUUCUUUGCCGGCUGAAUGUCGAGUGCGGGCCUCGCGGCCGUGCUUGAGGAAAGAAGGAGGGGGAGUAUAGCUCGUAGCCUGCUGGCCCAAUGGCCUAACAGUGCCAGCCCUCCUGCACUACAGUACGUCUUCCCUUCUCCUUCCUCUCUUGUUUAUUUUACAAAUUCUUAAAUUUCGUCCUGUGUCUUGAUUUUUGUGGUCAUCUUUUUUUUUUAUCGUGCAGGGUAGCUUCACUGAGCUGCGAGCAGAUCGUUUUGUAAGUAGGCCCAUGCUUCCUUUCAACUGGGCACUCGUGCUAAAGAAGCUUUUCCACGGUAAUACCGGCACGUGACGAUGGGCCUGCUCCUCCGAACAAUGUUGCAGGGGUCAGCAAAAUGAAAACAGGCAUGGGGGCAUGCCCCCGCAUUUGGCACACUGACGUCUUUUUCGCCGAGGUGAGCCUCCUGCCUCUUGCCGUCCACCAGUGACGCCUGCUGCCAUAUUAAAUGCGGCACCCCCAAAUUCAUGAAUUGCUGCAGACGUCGAUCAACGACCGCGUGAUCCUGCGAAGUGAACAUCUCAUCGCUGCAAUGUACGCUUUAUGCUCGGAAUUCGUCGGAGCUGAACGUUGGAGAAAAAAAAGGCGCCCUCCCCUGGCUUUUGGCUGUCUUAACGCAUCAUUCCCACUUGGUUGUCUGAAAAAGCCAUAACACCGCAUCCGCGACUGCUUUGCGGUCAUCAGUGCCGGUUGCAGCUUUGAUAGCCCCAGGUGUGCACAGGGUGGACUAUGUGUUGUGGAGUGCGCUCUCGCACUUUUUAAUAGAGUGGGAAUUUGUACAUUCUUUGGGAGAUUUUUUUGUUUGUUCCUGUCAACUACAGGCUGAUAUUAGGUUUGCAAGGCAGGUCACUUUCAUCAUUAUCAUCUAAACUUCAAAAGGGUGUAAGUAAUGUUUUUGUUACGUGUUUAAUGUUUAGAUUUUAUAAACUGAGUUAUGCAUAUUUCGCCCACUGCCAUUUUCUUGUUGAUUUUUCUCUCACUAAAUUUGUAUGAACUUUUCAAAAAGUGUUAUUUUAAAAGUCACUGAAACCCAACACCUCUGUUUAAGAAUCAGAAGGAAACCAUGACAUCUCAAGACCCCAAGCCAUCAUAUGUGCACAAAUUCUGACACCAGCUUCUGAUGACUCAUAUUUGUUAAUAAUUUACACUGGCAUCAUUGACUUUUAUUUAACGCAGUUAUGCUCAUCAUAUAUUUCUCCAGGACAGAACUCUUGUCGGGUCUGUGACCCAUCGAUCCCACCAUUGUUUCAAACCACAUGGUUCUGAGUCUGACUUCCCUUGACAGCACUUAAGCAUUUGGUGGAUUUACUUGCCUAGCUUGGAGGAAUGUCCGUACGCAGUUCAUAGGUCACAUCUCACUCCUCCACCCCACAUGCGCGCCGAACAAAUGUAUCCUUCGUGGAAACACCUGAACACUUUCCCCAUGCACUCUGUGCACGAUCAACACGUGUGAGUGGUAACUGGAAGAGCUCAAAAGGAAACAUUCUGCACUGGGAGGAUAUGCCGUAAAGAUAAUGUUCGUCAGAUUCUCAAAUGUGUAAGGAUCGACAACGCACACGGCCAAGUUUACCUAGAGGCGGCGUUGUCCAUGCAAGAAAGCGUGUGUAUACAUAUAUACACUAUAUAAUGACACCGUUGUAUAUAUAUUUACACAAACUAUAUGUUCACUUUAUGUUGUUAAUAAAUAUAAACUGUGUGCGCGAGUGCGAGGUGGAGUGUACAUACAAAACACAGUUGGCAAGUUGUCCCACAUGUAUGCAUGUGUAGGCUUCAUGUGUGUGUGUGUGUUUUAACAGGGCUUUUAAUGAGCCGUGUGCGUUAAUAAGGAUCAAGGACUGAACUAAAAAGUCAAAUCGUGCAUUCCCUGCUCCUGCGCAUUAACUUAUCAAAGUGCUGCAAUGCUGUACGCAAUACUUUAUAUAGUACGUCGAUUUUAGAUGUGGGGAAGGUCAAUUUUACACCCUUAUCUUUUUUUCUUAAAAUGAUGUAACUUAUCAUUUUGAUACACUGUUACCCACCGGUUUACAUAAAUGAAAAGAGGGAAAAAAAACUUCGCUUUUCAAAAAAUUUCACAAAGUACCAUCACUGAUUCAUGUGCAUUUACCAUAACAUACAAUACAGCACAUACAAAAUACCCUGAGAGAGUGGAUGGUUAAUUGCACAGAGGUUGAAUGUGCAGUUGCAAUCUUAGACUUUUUCUGUCACACAAACUGACAUUGAUGUGUUGCUACAGGUCAUGUGUGUGUAAUGACAUUUGGUCAAGUGAUGCAGCAGUCUCUCCGUGUUAAAGUUAACUUUGGUAAUUCAGCACCAACCAUUUGAGUAUCGCAAUUGCUACAAUCUCAUUCACCCACCUUGGUUAACACUAAUACUCUCCUGAUGUUUUAAAUUCAACAGUUCGCAUUCACAAAGCUUUACCUGCUAUUAUCUGCCAAUGGCAAUGUUAAUACAUUGCCUAGUUGACGUACGCAGUUAAAGUUGCAUUUGAUAUUGUUAAUCAUACUCUCUUGUUAUUGUUGCACUGUUGUAGGAUAAGCCACGCGUGCGUGCCGCUGUUGUAUACGAGGUCGUGUGUUUUGACUCGUGUGAAUGUAAAUGAAGCUCACUCUGGCCCGACACCGCACUCCGUGGCGGUGAGGUGAAGCCCGGUGCUGGGGUCUUGGUGGUCCUCGGUGCGACACUGGGGGCCCUGCCGACACAGUGGCAGUCGUGGGUUAUUUAUUUGUUGCACAUUGCGCGGCGUCAGGAAUCUUGAGUGAGGUCCGUUUUGCCAUUGAACCCUCUGGGGUUUCCCAUUUGUUCGUUCAUAAGUGUUCUUCUUACUGCAAGCUCACACACCUGUUUAAAAUUUGGCUUUUUUUUGUUAAAGUCACUCCAAUAAAACUGGUAGUUAAUGAA